AAAAAAAAAAAAAAGGAACCGUGUGGAUAACUGACCGAGAGGGCCGCCUCUCACAAUACUGGGAGAAAACCCGCUCAGUCGAUCUAUUGAUGGGUUGAUUUCUUGCAACCAGAAGCUUUUUUUAAUGCCAUUACUUUCUAUUUGAGGCAGAUUUGCACUCAGUAGCCUAAUUCAUUGUUGGCUCGGAGGCGGUUGUCCUGAUGAAGUGUCAGCAGAGGGAGGAGGAAGCCAGAGAGAGGAAGGAAACGAGGAUAACGUCACGAAAAGCAGAAUCGGAGUAAAACGGACUGAAUAGUAAUGGACAGUGCUUGAUGCGGGCCGGGGACCCGAGCUGAAUUGUGUUUGUUUACGUCGCAUUGGACAAAGAUGUUUUUGUUAACUGGUCGGGUGUGAAAAAAAAGGGGAAAACAUUUCGAGGAGGAAACGGCAGCACAGCAGCAGCAGCAGCAGCAGAUUUCAUCUUUUUCAGGAGGCUCCACUAAAGCAGAGAAAUGGAAAUGUGUGUAGCCCUCCUCCGUUUGCCUGUUCGCUGAAGGAUUUGGAAACAGCCUAAUCGUGACACACGGAGCUUUAAGUGGAUCUUAUUUUUUAAUGAGUGAAAAAGACAUAUAGCUAAAUCUUUUUUGGGGGACGUUGCUUUCGGUUUUUCCACGGCAGAAAAAAAAGCAGCAAAAUCAUCGGGGGAAUUAACAGGUGACGACCCUGACAAAUCCAAAAUGAGUGAGCUGGAGCAGCUUCGCCAGGAGGCCGAGCAACUGAGGAACCAGAUUCGAGAUGCCAGGAAAGCAUGUGGAGAUUCAACCCUGACACAGAUAACUGCUGGUCUGGAUCCUGUGGGGCGGAUUCAGAUGCGGACACGACGUACCCUCCGGGGCCACCUUGCUAAGAUCUACGCCAUGCACUGGGGCACUGACUCAAAGCUUCUGGUUAGUGCCUCUCAAGAUGGAAAACUGAUCGUCUGGGACAGCUACACCACUAACAAGAUACAUGCCAUCCCCCUGCGCUCCUCCUGGGUGAUGACCUGUGCAUACGCCCCCUCUGGGAACUACGUGGCCUGCGGAGGCCUGGACAACGUCUGCUCCAUCUACUGCUUGAAGACUCGCGAGGGCAACGUCAGGGUCAGCAGGGAGCUACCUGGCCACACAGGUUACCUGUCAUGCUGCCGUUUCAUUGAUGACAAUCAAAUCAUCACGAGUUCCGGAGACACCACAUGUGCACUGUGGGACAUCGAGACGAGUCAGCAGACCACUGUUUUCUCGGGCCACAGCGGUGACGUCAUGAGUCUGUCCCUGUCGCCCGACCUCCGCACCUUUGUGUCGGGAGCCUGCGACGCCUCGGUCAAACUGUGGGACAUCAGGGACAGCAUGUGCCGGCAGACCUUCACAGGCCACGAGUCGGACAUCAACGCCAUCUGUUUCUUUCCCAAUGGCAGCGCCUUCGCCACAGGCUCAGACGACGCCACAUGCAGGCUGUUUGACCUGCGUGCAGACCAAGAGCUCAGCCUCUACUGCCACGACAACAUCAUUUGCGGCAUCACCUCCGUGGCUUUCUCACGCUCCGGCCGUUUGCUGCUGGCUGGUUACGAUGACUUUAACUGCAACAUCUGGGAUGCCAUGAAGGGAGACAGAGCAGGGGUCCUGGCCGGCCAUGACAAUCGUGUGAGCUGUCUGGGUGUGACAGAUGACGGCAUGGCGGUGAGCACCGGGUCCUGGGACAGCUUCCUUAAGAUCUGGAACUGAGCCAUGAAUAUAAACAGCAAACACACACACACACAUACAUACACACACACCUCCAACAAACACCGCUCCCAUCUUGGGACACAGUUUGCACCCUGUAUUCACUGUAUGUAAGAUUCAACAGACAAAUUGCAACAUUGUACUGUACAUAAUAUAUAUGACUUAGGUAUGAGUUCACACACACACACACACACACACACACACACACACACACACACACACACACACGCAAACACACCUAAAACACCUAGCCCUAAACACAUGCCCACAGCUGAUUUAAGUACAGAAAAACACACACACACACAUAUAUAUAUAUAUAUAAUCUUUAAAAUUUAAAAAUGUGAUAAAAUACAGUUGGAUGUUCAGCUGCUCAAAUAAAAAACACAAAUGCCACUAUUACCUGAAGCCUUUUAACACGUCUAACACGCUCAUUCACACAACACACACAACCACACACACAACACACACGCACGCACACACACACACACACACACACACACACACACACACACACACACACACACACACACACACACACACUUUUUCCUGAGAGAUAUUGCUCCUCGAGUUAAACAGGGGAGAAAACGUUAUUGGACAAUUCUGUCUUUGUUUACAAUGAAGUCCAAAAUGCACUCCAGACAAAUUUUUCUGUACUAUUUUUGUCUCAGUACCACAUGUAUCUCUGUGAUGCUAAUGAGAAGGAAGAAUGGUUGUGGAAAGAGAAUCAUGGGAGUCCAUUAACACUGAAAAAAAAGACAGGAUGAUCGUCUGAGUCCAGGGAAAAUAUCAACUCUUAUUUUCAUCUGGCUCAAAACAUUAUAUAGUCACUGUUUUUAUAGCUAUGAACCCCCCACAUACAGUACAUCUGCUCUUAAGUUUUUGUUUUAUUCUUCUUUUUUACACUUAUUUUAUUCAUGUUCUCCCUGUGUGCCUCAGAUACACUUUAAGGAUUAUUAAUAGACAAUAUUGAUGAAAUUAAAUUAACAAAAAAAAAAAGAUCUGAGAUUCAAAAGGUGGGUGAAAAAAAAUAAAAGCAUUACUGUAUAAGACAUCUUAAUAAAGCAGGAGCCAGUAUUCAUACUUUGACUUUGUCAAUGUAUUAUCUGGACAUUACGAUGGUGUAAUUGUACAUAAUAUUAAUAAAUAAUAGCCUCUCCUGCCA
Perca fluviatilis (European perch) is the source of this 2898-nucleotide messenger RNA. RefSeq names its product guanine nucleotide binding protein (G protein), beta polypeptide 2 (gene gnb2). Gene Ontology annotation, cellular component: cytoplasm; heterotrimeric G-protein complex. Gene Ontology annotation, biological process: G protein-coupled receptor signaling pathway. Gene Ontology annotation, molecular function: signaling receptor complex adaptor activity; protein binding. The transcript is spliced from 10 exons. The coding region runs from base 717 to 1739 and encodes 340 amino acids. The record is from RefSeq and is a predicted model, not a curated record. NCBI's taxonomy places the organism in Eukaryota, Metazoa, Chordata, Actinopteri, Perciformes, Percidae.